Silurus meridionalis is the source of this 4777-nucleotide messenger RNA. RefSeq names its product synaptic vesicle glycoprotein 2Ca (gene sv2ca). Gene Ontology annotation, molecular function: transmembrane transporter activity. The record is from RefSeq and is a predicted model, not a curated record. The transcript is spliced from 13 exons. Gene Ontology annotation, cellular component: membrane. Lineage: Eukaryota; Metazoa; Chordata; Actinopteri; Siluriformes; Siluridae. The coding region runs from base 249 to 2441 and encodes 730 amino acids. Gene Ontology annotation, biological process: transmembrane transport; chemical synaptic transmission.
CUUCAUCUGACUGCAGGGGGAGAAACCUCGCUCUCUCAGCUCUCUCCUCAGCAUCCCCCUGUGAUACCCCGGAGUCUGUAUUCUGCACACGCAGCACGCUCGUUUAGAGAAGAAUGGAGUACCAGUACAAAAUGCAUAUUUGGUCAGUCCUGUGAAAGACCCAUCCAAUGAGAUCCACUGUGUUUUGAGCCCUUCUAUUGUGAUAACGACCAUCUCUUUCUCACUGGGUCCAUCAUCACAGUUCCACUAUGGAUGAUAUAGACCCCCGGGACCACCAGUCCCUUAUGAAAGGGGCUAAGGAUAUGGCGAGAGAAGCUAAACGGCAAGCUGCUAAGAAGGUCAGCACAGUAGUUGACCGAGCAUCAGAUGAGUACUCCAACAGCCGUGCCUAUCAACGCUUCCAGGAUGAAGAUGAUGGUGAAUACUAUGACCCACCUCAGGGCAACUACACAGCUCCUGACACCAUUGACGAAGAAGGUUCUAGUGAUGCCACUGAAGGUCACGAUGAUGAAGACGAGAUCUAUGAGGGUGAAUACCAAGGAAUUCCCUCUGAAUCUGGGCACAGGGAUGGACAUGUAGCUUUGGGGCAGCCUGUUGCAGAUGGCCUUAAGGACCGUAAGGAGCUUGAAAGUGAAAGGCAAGCAGAUGAGGAGGAGCUGGCACAGCAGUACGAGCUGAUCAUCCAGGAGUGUGGCCAUGGCAGGUUCCAGUGGCAGCUGUACUUCACGCUUGGGUUAGCUCUCAUGUCUGAUGGUGUGGAGGUUUUCGUAGUGGGCUUCGUGCUGCCCAGUGCUGAAACAGAUAUGUGCAUGCCUGAUUCAAGCGCUGGAUGGCUAGGUAGCAUUGUGUACAUCGGGAUGAUGGUGGGGGCUUUGUUCUGGGGUGGCAUGUCGGAUAAAGUAGGUCGGCGACAGUGUCUGCUUUUCUGCAUGUCCAUAAACGGAUUCUUUGCCUUCCUGUCUUCCUUCGUACAAAGCUAUGGGCUCUUCCUGCUCUGUCGUAUGGUAGCAGGCUUUGGGAUUGGUGGAACGGUUCCAAUUGUGUUUUCUUACUAUGCGGAAGUCCUGGCGAGAGAAAAGCGUGGCGAGCAUCUGAGCUGGCUCUGCAUGUUUUGGAUGAUUGGGGAAAUCUAUGCGUCUGCCAUGGCCUGGGCUAUCAUACCUCAUUAUGGAUGGAGCUUCAGCAUGGGUUCAGCGUAUCAGUUCCACAGCUGGAGAGUGUUUGUAGUGGUAUGUGCUCUUCCAUGUGUCUGCUCUGUGGUGGCUCUCACCUUCAUGCCAGAAAGUCCAAGAUUCUACCUAGAGGUGGGGAAGCAUGACGAAGCCUGGAUGAUCCUCAAGCAGAUUCACGACACCAACAUGAGAGCACGAGGACAACCGGAAAAAGUCUUCACUGUGAAUAGAAUUAAAAUCCCAAAGCAGAUUGAUGAGUUUGUGGAGAUGCACCCAGAGACAAGUAACCUUGUGUCCAGGGUUAUUUUCCGAGUGAAGACAGAACUUUAUGGGAUUUGGUUGACCCUUAUGAAGUGUUUCAGUUACCCAGUGAAAGAUAAUACUAUAAAGUUGGCCAUUGUGUGGUUUACACUCUCAUUUGGGUACUACGGUUUGUCUGUGUGGUUCCCUGAUGUGAUUAAGCACCUUCAGGCAGAUGAAUAUGCUUUGAAAGUGCAGCGGCACAAUAAUGAGCAAAUUGAAGACUUCACUUUCAACUUCACAUUGGAGAACCAGAUACACACCAAUGGUGUGUUCAUCAAUGACAGAUUUAUAGAAAUUGAAAUUAAGUCAGUGACUUUCAUCAACACCACAUUUCAAAGCUGCCACUUCGAAGAUGUAACAUCUGUGAGAUCAUUCUUCCGAAACUGCACCAUCAUUGAUAGCUUCUUCGAUGACACAGAUAUUGACGAGUACAAACUCAUAAACACAAAAGUCAUAAACAGCUUGUUUGUUUACAACAAAACGGGUUGUCAAAUGACAUUUGAUAAUGACUACAGCGCCUACUGGGUCUAUUUUGUCAACUUCCUUGGGACACUGGCAGUGCUACCAGGAAACAUUGUGUCGGCGCUGCUCAUGGAUAAAACAGGGCGCUUAUCCAUGCUGGGAUUUUCCAUGAUCCUUUCUGGGAUCAGCUGCUUCUUUCUGUGGUUUGGCACGAGUGAAGCCAUGAUGAUCGGAAUGCUGUGUCUUUACAAUGGCCUCAGUAUUUCUGCCUGGAACUCACUCGAUGUGGUCACAGUAGAGCUGUAUCCUACUGACAGGAGAGGGACUGGUUUCGGCUUCUGUAACGCCUUGUGUAAGCUGGCAGCAGUGCUAGGGAACCUGAUCUUUGGCUCUCUGGUCAGUAUAACUAAAGCCAUCCCGAUCCUGCUGGCAUCCUCUGUGCUGGUGUGUGGCGGGCUGGUGGGACUGCGGCUUCCGGACACAAGGUCCAACGUCUUGAUGUAGGAAGUCAACAGCUUCACUUAGCCAACGUGUCUCUCAUCCAUUUUUUCAUUGCAUCAUUUAUUUAUUUUUACUGAAAAGCUAAAUCUUCAAAUGAGAAAUAUGAUUGCUAUAACAGAAUUUGCAAAAGCAAAUGCUUAAGCCUUAGUAAAAGUGAGUGAUACUGUGAGUUAUAUUAUGUUCUUGGGCAUCAUAUUUAUGAUGCAGAGCAUUACAGCACACAUCUGUACUAGGCAGAAUCUAAAACCACAAAAUCAUCACUAAUAAUGUGCUGACAGUUAUAGUUAAACCGUCAGUUAAUGAUCAAAAGCCCAGGAGAGCUGUGAAUCAAUUUCCUAACACUCUGUAUUACAUGAGUAAUGUCUUACAGAUAGAUCGCUUUAUUAUAAUCUGUAUUUUUAAGCAGGCUGCAAGUCUACUAGCGUGUGCUGAUGGCAUAAAGCUGUAAGCCUGUAUUGAUAUUUUGGAAAUGCUUUAAAACCUUUUAAUAAGCAGCUCCCAUGCAUUUCAUAGAAGCUCAUGGGCUCAGCGGACUAACUAUUGCUGUACAAUUAAUUAUUUAUUAAAUUGGCUUAUAACUUAUUGGCCAUACACUGUCCGAAUGAUUUUAUGUUUAGUAAGCAUAUAGUAAACUGCUGACUAAAUAAAAUAGAUUUUCCAUAGUUUAACAAAAUACCAUCACAGACAUUUAUAUUACCUCACCUUAAAAAGUGUUUCAUAUCAGUAUAAAAAAAUGAGUGUAGUAUUAAUGUGCAUACACUUCAAAUCAAGCAUAGGAAAAGAUUUUAAUCUAAAAUGCUAAAAAGGAAUCGCUUUUCUGCUCUUUUACCCACUUUGUGGAGGGCUUUGAACAUUGCUUUAUUGAAAUAAUUGUGGCAAAUGUGUUAACAGUGUGUGUGGGUGGGGGAGGGAGGUCAAAUGGGGAAUACAAUCAGGCUUUCUGAACCCAUAUCUGAAAUACUAUUGGCCUUUCAACCUGUGCCUCUCCUUUGUAUGUCUGUCACUUUCAGUGAACAAUACAAUAUUAACAAAAAAAAUCCACCAAACUCCACUUAAAACACUGAAAGAAAAAACCCUUUAAUGACAUAACACUGUGCUUUAAUAAGUUUUGAUGACCCUGGUAACCCUCAGCCUUAGAAAGACCUCCUCAACAGUUCGAUUUUCUGUCUGUUGAGUCUAAACCAACUCAAGUUCAUGAAGUUUAUUAUUAGAUUGUUACUGGAGGUGUUACUGCACGUGUGCACAAGCAUACAUGUACUACUGACCUGACAAAAAAUAGAGUAUCUGAGGAUACAUUUGUGAAAAAUAACCAUGGACUAGAGAUUGGAAGUCAUUAUCAAGUCAAUUUCAAAGUAUAUUAGAUUGGAAUAAGUUUUGCUCUAAUUUGUUUAGUAAUUUUAACUUAUGGUGAUUUUUAUUUGUGUUCAUCUAAAAUCAGUCAUUUUAUUUUGGAUAUUAAAUCAUCAUUAUGUGCCUCCACAGACCCUUAUUUUUGGACAAAGAUACAUUCAAUGUGCGAUAUAUGAUUGAUGUCUUUCAUUAAUAACUGUUAGCAUUAUGGUUUUACAAUUUGGCAAAUACGUUCAUCUAUUUUUGCAAAGAUGCCAAUCCAUUUUCUUGUAAAAUAUAAAGAAUGAUAUCAAUAAUAGUAAACUCUAGAAGAAGAAUAAGAAGAAGAGAAAAAAGAAAAAGACGAAGGAGAAGGUGUCAAUAUAUAAAAAUACCAAGUGUCCUAUACCAUUUUUGAUUUGGCCUCUGACUAACCAAAGUGACUUACUGCUGUUUUACUCUCAGCAGAGCUAUGCAGUCUCUAAAGUAGAAUUUUCUAAUUAAAAAUAAACUGUAGCUAAAUAAUUAAUUUAGCCAAAUUAUAGCUGAAGCAGUAUUUAUCAUUAUUAGGAUGCAAAAUAAUGUCACUGUAGAUUGUGGUGUGUGUCAGCUCAUGUUUGUAUGCACUGCUUAUGAAUGUGUGUGUAUUUGUCUGGAAAGUAUUGUGUAUACUGUAUGGUGCAGUGAAUGUGUGUAUAAGUACUGUAUUGGUGGACGUCAGUGGAGAGAGAUUUAGCAAUGAAACAGCGAUUUAAUCAAAUCCUUAGCCAAAAAUCCUCUGAGUCACCUUUCAUCUCAGACCACCUUGCAUGUGUGUAUGAAAUCUGUCUAUGAAGUCUGUCUUUUUGCUCAAUUUUGUGUUCCUUGGGCCUCUUAAUUAUAAAGAGUGAAGUAAAGAACAAAAUGUUAUGCUGCUCUAUGUUUUUUAAGUUGUGUGUAAAAUUUGUGAACAUAAAAAAAUGGGGAAAAAACUACUUUUGUGAAGUUAAUAAAGAUAUGUGUUGAAAUUA